Molecule: messenger RNA, 3454 nt
Organism: Neofelis nebulosa (Clouded leopard)
Lineage: Eukaryota; Metazoa; Chordata; Mammalia; Carnivora; Felidae
Gene: GSDMB
Product: gasdermin B
Biological process (GO): pyroptotic inflammatory response; defense response to bacterium
Molecular function (GO): phosphatidylinositol-4,5-bisphosphate binding; phosphatidylserine binding; phosphatidylinositol-4-phosphate binding
Source: RefSeq, a predicted model, not a curated record
GCUGCUGGUCUUCCUGCUGCUCCCAGGGGAGAGAGCAGGAGAGAGCCUGAGGGGCUGAUGGGAACUGGCAGAGGCAGCAGCAGAAUCCUGCUCUGUGACCUGGCCUGGCGGUUCAUCUGUCAGAACUUCUACCUCUGGUCUCCGUGGGCUGGCUGAGUGAUGGCUUGUGCGUGGCCUGGAAGGGGGUCAGUUGGGCAAUGACUUCAUAAAUGAAGGCGGAGUCCCGAGGGGUGCCCAGCCCUUUCCUCAGAAUGCCUUUCCCAGCUCUCACUUCUCUCCCCCUAGUGCUCUUUCCCUGGGAGGGCUGCAUUUCCUCCUGGCCUCUCUGUCUUUGGAGGAAUCUUCAUGCUUCCUCCCUUCUGCCGUGAGCAUGAGUGGGAGAGGAAGAGGUAGCCCCCCAGGGCUUAUUUAGGUUCCUGGGGCCAGGAAAGGGGAGGAGUCCUUUAGUGGAGGAACUCUGAUCUUUGAGGUUCCGGACCGCUCAGUGUGAGCUGUGGCAGUGUUACGUGCUAUUCCUAGGACAGGUGCAAAGUCCCAGGUAGAUGGGAGGAGCUGCCUCAGGCAGGCUGGGCUUCUCUCUGGCUCUGGGCCAGCGUCACAGUGUGUUUGGAGUGGGUGUUGGGAAGAGUGCAGGGUCUUUGCCCACGUCUGCUGAGUGAGGCCCACACAGUGCUGGGAGGAGCAGUACACCUCCCUGGGCCCAGUCCUGGGGGUGGGGGUGCCCUGGGAGCUUCCAUGGACCUGCAGGAGUAUAGUCAGGGUGAGGGGCUGGGGCACAUCAACAACAACCAGCGUUCAAAUCCUGCUCUGCCACUUACUAGACUUGUGGCCUUGCCAAGUUACUUCUCUGAGCUUCAGUUUCUUCCUCUGUUGCAGAAGGAUAAUAGGCAUUAGGGCUGUUGUAGGAUUAGCACAACACCUGGUAUAGUAAAUACUGAACACGUGAUAGCCACAUUAGUAUCAUUACUGUCGUUAACUACCACCAUAAUUUCUUUGAUGUUGUUUUGGAACUGAGGGAUAAGGGGGCCAGGAGACGGGCAGGCUCGCUCCGGUGGUUUAUCUCUGAGGACUGAGGGGUGGGGGCCAGAGGCCUCUCUCUGGAGAAGGAGGUGGGUGGAGAGGACAGGUGGAGGCGUCUCCCUGAGAGGGCUAUGUGGGAGCAUGUGUGGGGAGGAAGGCUGAGUCCUCCUUGCUGGCCAGCCUGUUCCCCACAGAUGUUGGCUGCUGUAGCUCUCAGUCUUCAGCCUUGCCCACCACAGCAUGGCAGCAUGGUAGCUGUUUCCAGCUCUAUCGCUCUCUUCAUACCCCUGACACGACCAUAGCCGUUGCCUGCUGGCACUUGGAUUGCAUGGUCCAGUAUGCCUCCUGCACCAUUCUCUGGCCCCAAACUCACCUAGAAUACAUACCAGGUAAAGAUUAUCUAUCUAUAUCUAUAUCUAUCUAUCUAUCUAUCUAUCUAUCUAUCUAUCUAUCUAUCUUAUCUAUCUUACCUAUCCUACCUAUCUUACCUAUCCUACCUAUCUUACCUAUCUUACCUCUGGCCUUAUCUGCCUCCAGCCCAGCCAUAAUGUGGCUUAUCUAAAGGCCUGAGAGAUGGGGCACCUAGCCCUACCCAGCUUUCCAGUUCUUUCAGUUCCCUUCUUAGGGCUUCCUGAGACACAGUGGCCAGGACCUGUGCAGAGCUCUUACAGAGGGGAUUCUCACAACCUCCAUUCCUUGUGAGCAGCUGAGUUGGUCCAGGCACAAUGUCCAGCCUAUUUGAGGAAAUCACGAGUUGUGGUCCAAGAGACGGAGCUGGAGGGGAUAUGAUUGCUGUCAGAAGCAUCCUUGACUCUGACAGAUUUCACUGCUUCUCUCCGGUGAGUGGGAGGAGAAAUUUCCGGAGAUGCCAGUACCACAGGACAGACCUCACCCUAGAGGACAUAGUGGAGAGAGAGGAGGGUGAAGUGCUGUUUGAUAAGCUGGAUUCUGGGCUCCAAGGCCAAAAGGCUGAGUUCCAAGUUCUGGAUGUGGUAGACUCAAAAGGAAUGUUGACAGUGAAAUUAUCGAAAGAAAUAAUAAUUGCAGCGACCUUCCACAGAUCCCACAAGCAGAGAAUCAAGACAUUGGAGACCUGGACCCAGCAGUAUCUGGAUUCCCUUGAGAACAGUGAGUUGAAGAGAAAACUACCUACUUUGUUGCAAUCAAUCGGAGAAAUGAGAGCAGACCUCUAUCUGGUGACAGAGACUCUGGAGACAGCAAGGAAGGAAACCCUGAAAACUGAAUGGCAGUGUAUGUUGUGGAGUUGGAUGGGAGGCAGGGUCUGUGAGAGAACCAGCCUUGGCCCACCCAUGGUAAGUCAGGCGGAUACCAGCCCAGAUGUCAGGCUCUUCGGCUCUCCUUCCAGACCUCCCUGGAAAUCCUUGAGUUUGGAGGACUUCAGAAACAUGAAGGAGAAGGUGCAGGACAUGCUGAGAGGCCUCUAGGAUCUGACUGAUGUGCUAAGCUGCCUCACUAAGCACCUCAACAAGGAGGGGCAGCAACAGAAUCUAGAACAAAGAGUAAGGGACCCAGGAAAGAAUUGGAGCAGAGAGAGGGAGGAACCAGCAGGAGGGGCAGUUACCGUACUGAAGACAGUCUACUAUAGUGGGACUGGCACUCAUCUCCCCCAUCUCCUGGCCUCGGUGUCUGAGGCCCUGAUCUCUGGUGACCUGGAGGGUCCAGCAGAUCCUCUUGUAAGUAGCUUUUUAAUGCUUUUUAAUGCUGCUUGGAUCUUGGUAAAAACACAUACAGAAUCUAUUCUGAAUGUCCUGGAUGCCUUGAUUGAGAUAUCUUAGGAGCAGCAUCUUGUGGCUGAGGCCCUGGAAAAGGGGAUCCUGUCCCUGUUGAAAGACCAGAUAAGACACCCUGGACUGAGGGCUAGGGUCAUAGUAGAAGUGAAUGCCUGUGUUCUCAAGGGACUCAGAAGUCCCAGGGUACAGUCCUUCCUACUUCGUAGUUCUCUGUCAGUUCACAUCCAUUCAGCUGGUUUGUGGCAAUUCCCUGGAACACAUGGUUUCCAGGACAACUCAGGCUUAAUAAGCUCUGUUGCUAGCCUAUGGGUAAGAGAGGGGGGUGGAAAACUGUUAGUCUCAGGAUGGCAGUGCCAACACGUGGAGUCUGUCCUGGAGCAGAACUGGGGUGAGCAGCCCCACGAUGUGGGCUGUGACCCUGAUGCAAGAUUUCUCUGUGCCCUCCGUGUUGCUGUCUCCGUCCUGCUGCAGCUGGGUGAGAAGCCUAUCUUAGUGUCUUCCUAACUAUGUUAGCUCUUGAACCAUCUGGAUGCUCCCCUCCCAGACCAUCCUCUCCCCCUGCACCCCCAAUCACUAGAACAAUGUCUUUAUAACAAACAGCUGACUUUUCUUUGAUAGAUCCCAUUCCCUUCAUGAUAAUGCCCCCAAAUCAGCCUACAUUAUAUGCAUGGACUUUUCUAAGA